This is a messenger RNA of Polypterus senegalus (gray bichir), 3467 nucleotides long. RefSeq names its product glycine receptor, alpha 3 (gene glra3). Gene Ontology annotation, cellular component: neuron projection; synapse; plasma membrane. The coding region runs from base 948 to 2174 and encodes 408 amino acids. The record is from RefSeq and is a predicted model, not a curated record. Gene Ontology annotation, biological process: chemical synaptic transmission; nervous system process; chloride transmembrane transport. Gene Ontology annotation, molecular function: chloride channel activity; glycine binding; transmembrane signaling receptor activity. The transcript is spliced from 9 exons. Lineage: Eukaryota; Metazoa; Chordata; Cladistia; Polypteriformes; Polypteridae.
AUUCAGUUUAGGGCACAGGCCUGGCAUCCUCAAACUCACUGGCCAUUCAGAUAGGCGGGACACAAGCCUGCACUGGCACACCCACCCACUUGGGCCCCUCAGUGGCAGGGGUCUGGUGACAGGGAUACUAUCGGUAGUGCAGAAGAACAAAGCUGAGAUCUGUGGAUGACUUCACAUGAGAUGGCAGUGCCAAUCCCCGAAUGCUCCCCUCCGCUGGCAUCAAGCUGAAACAUCUACCCAUGCCCAUGGUGAUCAGUGAUGGGGCACAAGCGCAAGGCUUUUUUACAUUUUCAUUUCAUUUUCAUUACAUGCCUGGCACAGUGUGGUGAACUCAGAGAGUGGCACUUAUAUGCCCUUUUCAAUGAAUUAUGCAUGUGUGCCCAGGCAGGAUGGCAUUUGGCUUUAAGAUGGACACACGCAGGUGAGGAAUCCUGGGCAAAGACUUGUGGAUGUGGGGGAGGGGUGACGAGGCAUGAUGCCCACCGCUGACCCUGCUUGCCCCUGCCUCUCGCGCUCUUCCUGCCCAUAAGCUUGUGUUUUAAUUCCUUCUGCCAUGUGCCUUCGCUCCUACCCGCCGCUUGCUCUGGUGAUUUUAUUUGGCGAGGCAGUUUUAUUAUGGUGCCCAAGGCGCUCUCCGUGUCGGUGCCCGUUGUGUCUGCCCAGCCGUUCCUGUGCUGCCGCUGCUGCUUUGCAUUAAUCUCACUUGGCCGUCCACUCCUGCCGUCUGUCCUGUCGUGCUUCAUGCCCUGCUAGUCUCCUCCUUGCCCUGCACUCACAAGGACGAUGUGUGGAGAUACCCAGUUUCAUAGGUGGCAGGCUGAAGCUGGCACAGGGUGCGGGGCACAUGACCUCAUCUGGCCCAGUCACCAAUGCAGAUGGACAGUGCUCUCCUCUGAAGCUUAGUCACCGCUAAGGAGCACGAAGGACCACGCGGUCGCAGCACGCCCAUGUCACCCUCGGACUUCCUGGACAAGCUGAUGGGGAAGACGUCGGGAUACGAUGCCAGGAUCAGGCCCAACUUCAAGGGUCCUCCUGUGAACGUCACCUGCAACAUCUUCAUCAACAGCUUUGGGUCCAUCGCCGAGACGACCAUGGAUUACCGAGUGAACAUCUUCUUACGGCAGCAGUGGAAUGACCCUCGCCUGGCAUACAGCGAAUACCCCGACGACUCCCUCGAUCUCGACCCCUCAAUGCUGGAUUCCAUAUGGAAACCCGACUUGUUUUUCGCAAAUGAGAAGGGGGCUCACUUUCAUGAAGUUACCACGGACAACAAGCUGCUACGCAUUUUCAAAAAUGGGAACGUCCUUUACUCCAUUAGGUUGACGUUAACCCUUUCCUGCCCUAUGGACCUCAAAAACUUUCCAAUGGACGUGCAGACGUGCAUCAUGCAGCUGGAGAGCUUUGGAUACACGAUGAACGACUUGAUCUUUGAGUGGCAAGAAAAUGGCCCGGUGCAGGUGGCAGAAGGCCUGACGCUACCACAGUUCAUCCUGAAGGAGGAGUCGGACCUGCGCUACUGCACAAAGCAUUACAACACAGGAAAGUUCACCUGCAUUGAAGUCCGCUUUCAUCUCGAGCGACAGAUGGGCUACUACCUCAUCCAGAUGUACAUCCCCAGUCUGCUCAUCGUCAUCCUCUCCUGGGUCUCCUUCUGGAUCAACAUGGACGCCGCCCCAGCUAGAGUGGCUCUGGGGAUCACCACCGUGCUGACCAUGACCACGCAGAGCUCGGGCUCCCGCACCUCACUGCCAAAGGUCUCCUACGUUAAAGCCAUCGACAUCUGGAUGGCCGUCUGCCUGCUCUUCGUCUUCUCGGCGCUCUUGGAGUACGCGGCGGUGAACUUCGUCUCCAGGCAGCACAAGGAGCUCUUGAGAUUUCGCCGAAAGCGGAAGAAGAGCAAGGAGGAAGACGUCAGGGACAGCCGGCAGAGUUUCACUGCCUAUGGAGUUGCGCCCUGUGCCCAAGACAAAGAUGGCGUUGUCCCCAAAGCAGCCAGCAACUCGCCCCAGAGCGCUCCCAAAACUCCCGAGGAAAUGAAGAAGAUAUUCAUCGACAGGGCCAAGAAGAUCGACACCAUUUCUCGCGCUGGCUUCCCGUUAGCAUUCCUCUUCUUUAACAUCUUCUACUGGGUUGUGUACAAAAUCCUGCGGCACGAAGAUAUACACCAGCAAUGACCCGUCCGCCGGCCUCGGGAUGAGGGACACGGAAAAGGGACACACAGGAGGACUUCCAAGUAACUAUGCAAAUGGCGACCAAAAUCCGUUAGCACAGCUUUACUGCCAGUCUCUGGUCGAUCGUACCAGGGCACCUGCCACAGGGCACCUGCCACAGGGCUCCUGCCACUGCACACCUCCGUGCCACAGUCGUUUGAACGCCAAAGGCAACUUGUUUUCUCUCACGGACCCGACACUUCAAGUACAGGCUGCCCUGCAGACAGACGGUGAUUUCUUUUUUUGGGACGAACAUUUUGAGCCACACCAGUGUGGGGGUUCCGUUACGACCCCCGCCCUCCCAAACUUGUCAUGUAAAGUUCGUCAGGCCACUCGUCCUCUCCUCGCGGUGUUUCAAAUCGUGCGCGCGGAUUAUCUGGCGGGAUGAUUUAAUGCGCCUGCGCGCUCUGCACGGCUGCGCAGAUGGGCUGCACGCGCGCUGAUUGGAAGGAGAAGCGCGGAGCCAGCAGGACGUUGUAAGUCAGCGUUCGUGGCUGCAGUGCUGCGCAGUGCUGCGCAGCGUCUUCGUUCUUGCUGGCGUUGCCUUUCUGGUGUGAUGGACGGGGAAGCCUGACCUUUAAAAACCAAAUCCUGUAUAUUCUUGACCACCGAUGGCGAGUCUUUGCCCUUUUUUGUUGCUGUUUUAAGAGCAUUGUGUUAAGUGGCUGCCCAUCCUAACAUCGAGAUUCUAGAGUGGCACACGUGCUGUGACACUCGAGCGAUGUCAGGGGGGCAUCCCGUGCAUCAAAAGCGCUCCGUUACUUCAGUUUGUGACCUGUCAGCACAAAUAGCCGGUGGGAGGUGGCGUGAAGGGGGACCGCUUCUUUGAGACGUUGGUGACCCACGCUAAACCAGUAAAGGCAGGCUGGCAGCCUCUUCCUCUCCCUGCUUGAUGAGUUCACCUCGAGUUUGGUGAAUUUCAUAGAACUUGUGAAGGAGAAGUGGACAAUGAUGGCCAAGUGGCUGUCCAGGGGUCUCCAAAGUCUGCCAGCUGUGACCAGAACUGUGAGCCCGCAGCUGAAAUGCGACCUGGAAACCCAGAACUCCAGGGGUCAUCGGGUGGUCACUCACCAUGCUGUCCCAUAGAUGGUCCCAUAGCUUCUGCCAGCCUGCCAUGAGGAGAGGUGGUAGGUCUGGUAGACCUCAUCCAGCUUCCUGGUGAGGACACAACUGAGUGACAUUGACGGUGGCCUCACAAAGCAUCGUGGGCUUCUGGGAAAGAAAAGUUCAGCAAAGCUGACCAAACGGAAUGCCCCC